Molecule: messenger RNA, 2815 nt
Organism: Xenopus tropicalis (tropical clawed frog)
Lineage: Eukaryota; Metazoa; Chordata; Amphibia; Anura; Pipidae
Gene: lhx9
Product: LIM homeobox 9
Exons: 6
Coding region: 341-1537 (398 amino acids)
Biological process (GO): regulation of transcription by RNA polymerase II; regulation of DNA-templated transcription
Cellular component (GO): nucleus
Molecular function (GO): DNA-binding transcription factor activity, RNA polymerase II-specific; DNA binding
Source: RefSeq, a predicted model, not a curated record
ACAACUUCUCCUGCUUUCUCUGCCGCUCCGCUCAGCGGUCCCUGAGAGCCUCCGCAGGAGAAGUGAGGAGAGGACAGAUCACCUGCAGGCUGGCACGGAAUAUCACUCAGCAUCCUGUUUGUUUUCAUUACCUGAGAGACUUUUUGCAGCGAGAGGGACCAGCCCCCGCCGAACUCAGCAUCUCCCCGGGUCCCACACAUCUUCCCACUGACACUGAGAGGCAUCGGCUGCACCCUGAGCAGCGCAAGUGGCACGCACCAUCCGGAGCAACGACUGGGAGAGCACGUCCUAUCGCUGCCUUGUGGGCUCGCAUGCUGCAAGCAACUGUGGGGGGCCGUAUAUGGAAAUUGUGGGGUGUAGAACAGACGAAAGUGCCUAUCCUUUCCGGCCAGCAGCCAUGCUCUUCCAUGGGAUAACCGGGGGCCACAUCCAAGGCAUCAUGGAAGAGAUGGAGAGGAGGUCCAAGUCCGCUGACAGCCGCUUGGCCAAGGGUAUCCAGGUCAAUGGCAGAGAAACAAGGAUGCCUUCCCUGAGCCCUGAGAAGCCUGCACUGUGCGCUGGGUGCGGGGGCAAGAUCUCAGACAGAUACUACCUCUUGGCUGUGGACAAGCAGUGGCACCUGCGCUGCCUGAAGUGCUGCGAAUGUAAGCUGGCCCUUGAGUCGGAGCUGACUUGCUUUGCUAAGGAUGGCAGUAUAUAUUGCAAGGAGGACUAUUACAGAAGGUUUUCGGUGCAGAGGUGUGCCCGUUGCCAUCUUGGCAUUUCAGCCUCAGAGAUGGUAAUGCGAGCACGGGAGUCCGUCUACCACCUAAGCUGCUUUACGUGCACAACCUGUAACAAGACGUUAAGCACGGGAGAUCACUUUGGCAUGAAGGAAAACCUUGUCUACUGCCGGAUUCACUUUGAGCUUCUUGUCCAGGGGGACUUUCAUCAGCAGCUAAAUUACACUGAGCUCUCAGCCAAGGGUGGGGGGAUAGCCACCCUGCCGUACUUCAGCAAUGGGACAGGCACAGUGCAAAAGGGAAGACCAAGAAAGAGGAAGAGUCCAGCUCUGGGUGUGGACAUCAUCAACUAUAGUUCAGGUUGUAACGAAAAUGAGACAGAUUUGGAUCGGGACCAGACGUACCCUCCUUCUCAAAAGACGAAACGGAUGAGAACCUCUUUUAAACAUCACCAGCUCCGUACAAUGAAGUCCUAUUUUGCCAUUAACCACAAUCCAGAUGCAAAAGAUCUGAAACAACUGGCCCAGAAAACUGGAUUAACAAAGAGAGUUUUGCAGGUUUGGUUUCAAAACGCACGAGCGAAAUUCAGAAGGAAUCUUUUGCGUCAGGAGAAUGGGGGAGGCGAUAAAGUUGAAGGUCCCUCUCUCAGCGCUCCAGCAUCUGCAGAGAGUGCUGCACUAACGCCAACCGGUGCCACGUCCACAUUAUCAGACCUCACCAGCCCCUCCCUCAAUGUCGGGGCAUCUGUAACCCCAAAUAUGGACACCCAUGAGUCCGGGAGCCCUUCUCAAACAACACUAACCAACCUUUUUUAACAUCUGCUGCGGCUCUACACUUGCUGUCCCCUAUGAAUAUUUUCACAAGACUGCAUUAUUUUUAUUAUUAUUUUUUUCUACCAUCCAUUGAAAUACACUUCAAAAUAUUUUGGAAGAAAGAAGAAAUUUAAGGUAGACACUCAGUGAAGCAAAUGCAGAAGAUAGGCUUCUGUUGUAUUACUGUUCACAGAAAAUGUUAAAGUCUGCAUGAUGAAGGUGGUAACAUGAACUCUAAAUUGAAAAGGAUAUAUGUAGAAGGGCAGAGCUUGUAAAGAUGCAAGAUAAUGACAAUCCCUCAAAAACAUUUGUGUGAAAUCUUGCAUAUAACCUAUUACUGAAAUAUAUUAACCUUAUUGCAUUGCCAGUGCAGGGGAUUUUCACUUACAUUUUGCUCUUCUCUCUAUCUCUCUCACUGUGAAAUUCUCUAUGCCCAUUAACUCAUAUUGCUGGGACUGCAGCUUGACUGCUGUCACAGACCUGCCACAACGUUCAUUGAUUUUCUUUUUGUGUGUCCAUCUAGCUAGCUCUGAAAAAGUCUCACUACACUUUUCAGGAAAAAAAUAAUUAUUGUAGUAAAUUGCCCUAUUUAUUAAAAUUUGUCCAAAAGCUCAUUUCCUACCUUCUUGGAAGCUAAAAACGGUUCUGUUGCACAUCUUUUUCAAAAAUGUUAGACUUUUCUCUCUUACUUCCUCCAGUGAGCCUCCCUCUGUUCUCCUCUCUCAAUAAUUAUAUUAAAUGUCCUUCGAUGGUUCUGCAGAAAGACCUGUUCUCUAGAUUUCACUCUGCCUUUAAUAGCAAAUGGGGCGAUGACUGGAUGCACAAAAAAAAUGACAUGUAAGUUAUUGGCACAAGUAAUCGGUGUCAUCAUUUAUUUUUAUGUUGAGAACAAUCAAAUGAGGUAAGGGUUAAAUUCAAAUUCACACAUCCUUAAAAGUGCCUCUAUACAAUUGUAUAUUACUUAUUUCCAUAAUCUUGAAUUAAAUUCACCAAAAUGAACUGGAAUAAAAUUAUAUUUCAUUCUAAAUUUUAGUCAAAAUGUUUUACUUUUUUUAAAUGAACACAAAGUAAAAAAAAAUGUAAUUCACACAACAUUUUUCUGCUAAAGUGAUGAAAGAUGCAUAUUAAGUUUCAGGAAAAUCAUUCGUUUUCUCAUUGUAAUUUUUUUUUUUUUUGCCAAAAAUGGUUUUCCACAAAAUUUAGGAAGCUUAAUAUUUCUAAUAUAUUUUUUAAAAAUAAGCAUUGGAUGUACAGGUAUGGGAUCUGUUAUCCAGAAUGCUC